Cladocopium goreaui is the source of this 3774-nucleotide messenger RNA. Lineage: Eukaryota; Dinophyceae; Suessiales; Symbiodiniaceae. The record is from the annotation of a GenBank genome assembly.
AUGAGCCCACCAAGUCCGCCUAGGUCUCGUGGCUGGUCGGCAGACCAAGGAAGACUGCCGCCUCACUCAAGUUCGAGGACUACCAGCGAGAUUCAUGAAGCACCAGAUCCCACAGAUCUUCCACAGCCAGGUCUGAGGCCUCAGGUGCCUCAUGUGGAGGAUUGGCUCCGUGACGAUGAUGAGGAAGCACCAGGGGCAGACCCAUGGGCACAAUACUCGGGCUGGCGUCACUAUGAUGACUGGAAGCACUCCGGGUAUGACUAUGGGGACUCCUCCUGGAAGUGGCAGCCUGCUGAGCAUGCUGCCCCAAGCUCUACCAGUGAUGGCCUUUGGGGAAAAAGGGCCUUCGACCUCCUGCCAGACUUCGUGCAAGGAUGGUUCCUUCUCCAAGAUGCCAACUUGGAGACCAAUGAGAAGAACAUGAUUCUGGCAGCCAUCAAGAAUGACUUUUCGGUCCAAAGAGUAGCACAAGAGUUACGCAACCAGUGGUGUGAUGCCGACCUCAAGCGUCGUGACCAGUCUCAGAGAGGCUCAGCUUGGGUGAUUGAUGAACCUGAAGUAGCUGACGAAGACUGGGAUAGCCCGAACUAUGCCAACCUGGUCAACAUGGGCCUCAACGAAGAAGGUCUUGCAGCCAUGGAAGCCGCUGAGGAUGAAGCUCAGGAUGCCAUGGCGGCCAUGGAGAAGAACCGACGCACCCUUCGAGAUGCCCGAGCACGCCAGCACUUUGUCAAGAUGAGCAGGCAGUACUACAAGAGUAGUGAUCGUGUGCGACAAGGGGAACGUCGAGACCAUGACCAUCAGGGCGCCAUCAAGUGUCUGCGAUGCGGUGGCCCCCACAAGGUGGCUGUGUGUCCCAAGAAGCACCAAGACCAAGCUUCAGUGACCACGACGUCAGAGGCCGCCCCUUUUGUCUUUUUUGCUGACCAGCCUGAGCAUGAGCAGGCCUGUGUCUCCUCAGCUUACAUCACCACCCAACAGGCCAUGACCCAAGGGAAGGCAGUGCUGGAUGGUGGAGCAACCAAGACUUUGGCUUCCGUGACAGCCUUGGAGCGCAUCAUGGAACUGAAUGUGAGCAAGACUGGAGGCCAUGGAAUCCAGGAUGUCAAUGUGGACGACCGGCCAACCUUCGGCUUCGGCAACAGCUCCACGCAGAAAUGCAUCUCUACGGCAAACUUGGGCAUUGCCGCUGGUGGUCGACAAGGGGUACUGAGAGUGCACACAAUUGACAAAGGGGAAGGCCCCUUGCUGUUUUCCAUCGAUGCCCUGCGUAGCUUAGGUGCUGUCAUAGACUUUGAACAAGAUUUGGCGGUUUUCCGCCGAUUGGAUGCUCACCAAGUGAUCAAGUUGGAACGUUCCAAUACGGGACAUCAGCUGUUGCCCCUCACUGAGGAUUUGUUUGCUCAGGCAGUGAAGUCUGAGCGGCCGGUGCCAAGUUUGAAGGAAUACCUGAGGAUUUCGAUCAUGCCUCGACCAACCAAGGCAGAACUGAUCCUGGCCAUGGCGGAGUUGGGCGAGGUGCCUCCAAAAGUGUGGUCACAAGUGGAGAUUGCAGCCCGCCUCGACGAGCUGCGGGCGGAACGUGGCCUGCCGCCACUCAGUGCUCCCAGCCGCAAGGAGAAGACGCCUCGCCGCAAGAUGGUAAUUGCCCUUAACCAAGCUGCCAAGCGCAAGGCCGACCUGCAGGUCUUUGCCACCCAGAGCUUGGGGUUGUCCCAGAUCUCCAACGACACCAUUCCCUUGCUGCAGGAAAAGUGCCUGCUCAAGAUCUACCAGGACACGCCUGCCUCAGGCGAGGACCCAGUAGGGUUCGGUCGCCACUCGAGCCUGACGUAUCAAGAGAUUCAGGUCCACCAUCCGGACUAUGCACAAUGGGUUCUUCAGACCAGCGAGGACGAGUGCGAUCCUCGCCUGAGCCGCCUCGCCGGCUGGCUGCAGAGCCAAAGCCAAGUCAAGGUGGAGGUGAAGACCGAGGGGAUGCCAGAGCCCAUUCCUCAGUCUCUGUUGAUCGAGAAGGGAUACCUGAAGCCAGGGAUGAUCAAGACGAAGACCGAGGGAUCUCAGAAAUACUCCACCUCCGACAGUGUGUCCAGCUCUCAGCUGGAGCGAACGAAUAUGAUGAUCGAACAGCUUGCCAGCAUGAUGGGCGAGAUGAAGGAGGAGCUCUCGGAGAUGAAGCAAGAGCGCCCCCGGAAGGAAGUGAAGGGCAGUGCCUCCACGGCGAACGGCUCUUUCAGCAUGAUCGAGAAGUGUGACUUGGUCUAUAUCUGGAGACGCCAAGUUCCACUGAAAGAGGCAAAGAACAAACAUGGCACUGGCCGGUUCAUUGGCCCGGCUCGGAUCUUGGCCACAGAAAGAGAGCGAGAUGCAGAUGGAGCACUGAAAACAGGAAGCUCCAUUUGGCUGGUGAGAGGACGAAGAUUGCUGAAAUGUUGUGUGGAGCAAUUGAGACAUGCUUCCCAGCGGGAACACAUUCUACAAGAACUGUAUGAUGCAGAACCCCAACCAUGGGAUUUUCCCAGGGUAGCCAAAGAGCUUGGGGGCAAUGACUACGACGAUCUCACCGAAGAACCACCCACUCCGGAAGAGCUUCGGAGGGCGGCAGAUCCAGAUCAAGAAGUACAGCCAAGCAAGAGACUGCGACAGAAAUCAAGACCACCACCUGGGCAGGAAGUGACUCCAGCCCAAGCAACACCAGAUCUCGCCACAGGUAGCAGUAGCAGCUCACGACCAGGCCGUAGCCGGAGUAGAGUGGGGCGGUCUGGCCCCAGCUCACAGGCCAGUUUUGUGGAGGGAGCUCACUGGACAGAAUUGGUACAUGACACUUUUCCUGCAGAACCGGAGGUCUCAGGUUUUUGGACUGAGCCAACUGCAGCUGUGAGUGUCUCCAUUGACAUGCCGACCACCAGGUCACAAACUGAAAAGAUCCUGAAGGACCUUCCAACUUAUUUUAACAAUACUCUGAAGAAACGUGCUGCAGUGGAAGUGAGUGAGAAGUAUCUGACACCAGCAGAACAAGAGGAGUUUCGAAACGCAAAAGGCAUUGAGGUGUCCAACUUCCUGGCGGCAAAGGCAUUUGAAGCCUUACCGAGUCACUUGAAGGUGGAUCGGACAAGAGCUGUUCGUAUGAGGUGGAUACUGACUUGGAAACAAAAGGAAGACGGCACGAGAAAAGCAAAGGCAAGAGCCGUCUUACUAGGAUACAUGGACCCGCUGUACGAACAUCGGUCAACAGCUUCUCCAACCACAACACGGCAGACCAGACAGAUGCAACUGGCCAUAGCAGCAGCAUUGGGUUUCACGACUGAAAAAGGAGAUGUCACAGGAGCAUUUCUUCAAUCACGGCCGUAUCCAGCUGAACUCACUUGCGUGCCGUGUGAAGAGAUUUGUGUCGCCAUGGGCCUGGAGCCAAAUUCAGUAGUUCGGGUCAAAAAGGCCUGCUAUGGUUUGGUAGAUGCACCUUUAGAAUGGUACAGGUCCAUUUGUGAUUUCUUUCAAAAACUGGGACUCCGACGUUUGUGGAGUGACCCUUGUGGCUUGAGUUGGGUAGCACAGCAAACAGCACCGCAUUUGGCGGCUGAAGUAGGUUUGCUGCUCUCUGAAGUAAACCACAGUAGUGUAGACACCAUCAACCGUGCGAAUCGUUUGUUGGACCAAGCAAAGGGCAUGAAAGACCACAAAGUCCGAAUCCAUAAGAUUCCACUGGACAAAAUGAUGGUGUGCGCCUGGUGUGACGCUGCAGCACACAACAGGCCAGGGAACAAAGAGAGAUGA